AUGUCCUUCGGAGGGCAGACCCCCACCAUAAUCGUGCUGAAGGAGGGCACCGAUUCUUCCCAAGGCAAAGGCCAAAUCAUAUCCAACAUACAAGCAUGUCUAGCAGUCCAAGAUACAAUACGGAGUACCCUGGGUCCAUAUGGUGGAGAUCUGCUGCUGGUUGACGAAAACGGUCGGCAAACAAUCACAAAUGACGGCGCUACUGUUAUGAAACUUCUUGAUAUAAUCCACCCGGCUGCCCGCAUUCUCACAGACAUAGCGCGCUCCCAGGACGCCGAAGUGGGCGAUGGUACCACCUCAGUUGUCGUUCUGGCAGGCGAAAUCCUGAAGGAAGUGAAAGAGCAUGUCGAGCAGGGCGUCAGCUCUCAGAUCAUCAUCAAAGGGCUGAGGAGAGCUUCAGCUAUGGCAGUGAACAAGAUCAAGGAGAUUGCUGUUACGACGAAAGAAGGAAACCAGAGGGAAACUUUGAGGAGGUUGGCGGCUACCGCUAUGAGUAGCAAGUUGAUACACCGGAAUGCCGAUUUCUUUACCAAGAUGGUUGUGGAUGCCGUACUUUCGCUGGAUCAAGAAGAUCUGAAUGACAAACUUAUUGGCAUUAAGAAGAUCACGGGAGGAGCCUUGCAAGACUCGCUUUUUGUCAAUGGAGUGGCCUUUAAGAAGACCUUUUCAUAUGCUGGAUUCGAACAACAACCCAAGAGCUUUAAGGACCCGAAGAUUGUGUGCCUGAAUGUUGAGCUUGAGUUGAAGAGCGAAAAAGAUAAUGCAGAGGUCAGAGUGGAUCAGGUGUCUGAGUAUCAAGCGAUUGUGGACGCAGAAUGGCAGAUUAUCUACAAUAAGAUGGAAGAGGUGUACAAGACGGGGGCGAAGGUCGUGCUGAGUAAAUUGCCUAUAGGUGACUUGGCUACACAAUACUUCGCAGACCGUGACGUCUUCUGUGCCGGGCGAGUCUCGUCAGACGAUUUAGAAAGAGUAGUGCAAGCAACAGGCGGCAGCAUCUCAUCCACUUGCUCAGACAUCCAACCCCAACAUCUAGGUACAUGCGCGCGGUUUGACGAGCGGCAAAUAGGUGGCGAGCGGUUCAAUUUUUUCGAAGGUUGCCCGGCAGCAAAGACAUGUACGCUGGUCCUCAGAGGAGGGGCAGAACAAUUCAUCGCAGAGGUGGAGCGAAGUCUGCAUGAUGCAAUCAUGAUCGUCAAGCGAGCGAUUGUGAAUAGGAAUAUCGUCGCUGGAGGAGGUGCUUGCGAGAUGGAAGUAUCCGCCCAUCUCCACAAGCACGCUGACCUCUCCGUCCCACGCAAACAACAAGCAAUCAUCAAAUCCUUCGCCAAAGCCCUCGAAAUCAUUCCCCGCCAGCUCUGCGACAAUGCCGGCUUCGACGCCACAAACAUACUAACUCAGCUGCGCGUCGAGCAUCGCAAGGGCAAUGUAUGGGCGGGCGUAGACUUUGACAACGAGGGCGUGAGGGACAAUAUGGCAGCGUUCGUGUGGGAGCCGAGUCUGGUCAAGGUGAAUGCGGUCAUGGCGGCGGUGGAGGCGAGUUGUCUGAUCUUGAGUGUGGAUGAGACUAUCAAAAACGAACAAUCAGAGCAACCGCAAGCCCCGCAACGAGGCUUACCUCCUGGAGCGGCGCAACGAGCACUCAGGGGUAGGGGAAGAGGCAUGCCGAGGAGAUAG
Letharia columbiana is the source of this 1674-nucleotide messenger RNA. RefSeq lists its product as uncharacterized. The transcript is spliced from 6 exons. Bases 1 to 1674 code for a protein of 557 amino acids. Lineage: Eukaryota; Fungi; Ascomycota; Lecanoromycetes; Lecanorales; Parmeliaceae. Gene Ontology annotation, cellular component: chaperonin-containing T-complex. Gene Ontology annotation, biological process: protein folding. Gene Ontology annotation, molecular function: ATP-dependent protein folding chaperone; ATP binding; ATP hydrolysis activity. The record is from RefSeq and is a predicted model, not a curated record.